Babjeviella inositovora NRRL Y-12698 is the source of this 915-nucleotide messenger RNA. RefSeq lists its product as uncharacterized. The transcript has a single exon. Bases 368 to 604 code for a protein of 78 amino acids. The record is from RefSeq and is a predicted model, not a curated record. Lineage: Eukaryota; Fungi; Ascomycota; Pichiomycetes; Serinales.
CCCCCCCCCCCCCUCCCCCCCACCUGUGUCUGUAAAUAGCUAGAUUUACAUUCGAGCCCGAAUCUAAACAAGUUUCGUGGAUAAAAACAUCAUCCCCUUUUGCUACAGAUAAAUAAGUAUAGGGCGAAAGCACAUCCUGAAAGCUAAAGCCCGAGGUUUGGAAUCAAGCAUGAGACUCCCAGCCCUGGGAUAAGUGGGGCUAGCUGCUCUGGGCCCUAGUAAGAGGGUCACUAACAUGGGUUCGAGUGAAACCAUGACCUGAAAUUUUCUUGGUCAUCAGCAAGAAUACAACCCUACAGUGUUCAUCGUUAUCAUAUUACAUAAGCUUAGAGCUAUACCUCGUCUGGGAAAAAGGGGUUCUCAGACAAUGUGGGUGCGGAAAUCCGAUGUACUCCGCCCGGAAAGAUGUGUCCAGUCGCGUGCAUGGUUUGACUCAGUACUCGUGUUACUCCGCCACCAUGUAUUUCUGCAGCAACCGGUUUCGGAACUAAACCUGGUUUUCUCUCGAUCCCUGAACGCCCAAUGGCUGCCUGGUACAGGAUUCAGAUUCGUAUCAUUCACCAGGUAUUUACGAUUCUCUUCUUCGAGUGGGUAUGUUUCAUAGCUAGGACGAUACGUAUAGAAAACGGUGUACCGUGCCAACGCGCGGCUAUCCUUGCAUCGAACGUCUGAGUUUGAAUCGUGCACGGCUUUCGGUAAAACAGCACUACACGGGGUGAUGCAUUUCACACGGAGCGAUGCAUCUCAUAAUUCUGGGACAUUUGCAAAGACCUUAGUUGUGAUCAAGAGCGCCGUAUUUACAACAGAUAUCACCGGAGAUAAAAACACAGGUAGCAAGAGUUGGAGUUACUGGGACUCUAGGAACUGCAUUAUUUAAUUUCUUUUUUUUUUCAAUCUAGGAAACCUUCGAUCAAC